AUGCAUCAGUCCCUGACUCAGCAGCGGUCCAGCGACAUGUCCCUGCCGGAUUCCAUGGGAGCCUUCAAUCGGAGGAAACGAAACUCCAUCUAUGUCACCGUGACUUUGCUCAUUGUGUCUGUGUUAAUUCUCACGGUGGGCCUCGCUGCAACCACCAGGACCCAGAAUGUGACUGUUGGAGGUUAUUACCCGGGAGUUAUUCUUGGCUUUGGAUCAUUCCUUGGAAUCAUCGGAUCAAACCUCGUGGAGAACAAACGGCAGAUGCUGGUGGCUUCUAUCGUCUUUAUCAGCUUUGGUGUGAUUGCGGCCUUUUGCUGUGCCAUAGUUGAUGGGGUCUUUGCUGCCAGACACAUUGAUCUGAAGCCCCUCUAUGCUAACCGGUGCCACUAUGUCCCCAAGACAUCUCAGAAGGAAGCUGAGGAGGUCAUAAGUUCCUCAACCAAAAAUUCUCCUUCCGCGAGGGUUAUGAGGAACCUUACGCAGGCAGCUCGAGAGGUGAACUGCCCUCACCUCAGCCGUGGAUUCUGCACACCUCGCAUCCGGGGCAACACCUGCUUCUGCUGUGACCUCUACAACUGCGGCAACCGGGUAGAAAUCACCGGUGGCUACUACGAGUACAUCGACGUCAGCAGCUGCCAGGAUAUCAUCCACCUCUACCACCUGCUCUGGUCUGCCACCAUCCUCAACAUCGUUGGCCUCUUCCUGGGCAUCAUCACUGCCGCUGUCCUGGGGGGCUUUAAGGACAUGAACCCAACUCUCCCAGCGCUGAACUGUUCUGUUGAAAAUGCCCAUCCAACUGUUUCUUACUAUGCUCGUCCUCAAGUGGCAUCCUACAACACCUACUACCAUAGCCCUCCUCACCUGCCACCUUAUUCUGCUUAUGACUUUCAGCAUUCCAGUGUCUUUCCAUCCUCCCCUCCCUCUGGACUUUCUGAUGAGCCCCAGUCUGCCUCGCCUUCGCCCAGCUACAUGUGGUCCUCGAGUGCUCCACCCCGUUACUCUCCACCUUACUAUCCGCCUUUUGAGAAGCCACCCCCUUACAGCCCCUAA
This is a messenger RNA of Budorcas taxicolor (takin), 1050 nucleotides long. It is a transcript of the gene TMEM255A, whose product is annotated as transmembrane protein 255A. NCBI's taxonomy places the organism in Eukaryota, Metazoa, Chordata, Mammalia, Artiodactyla, Bovidae. The record is from RefSeq and is a predicted model, not a curated record. The coding region runs from base 1 to 1050 and encodes 349 amino acids. The transcript is spliced from 10 exons.